Molecule: messenger RNA, 7561 nt
Organism: Patiria miniata (bat star)
Lineage: Eukaryota; Metazoa; Echinodermata; Asteroidea; Valvatida; Asterinidae
Product: inactive tyrosine-protein kinase PEAK1-like
Exons: 5
Coding region: 430-5391 (1653 amino acids)
Biological process (GO): protein phosphorylation
Molecular function (GO): protein kinase activity; ATP binding
Source: RefSeq, a predicted model, not a curated record
UAUCAUUGGAGAUAUAUAUAUGGAGAUCAAUGGGCAUAAUCAUAAUAACAACACAAUGCACGGGACAACAACGCACGGAGUCUGAUUCUGUCGCUCCUUACCGACCCUCUUCUUAUUACCUGCCGAUUUUGCCGUCUUCUAUUUCUUGCACUUCUGACCCAGAAGUCAUACAUCAGCCAGAAUCUUCGAAGAUUGAAAAGCUAAACUUGCGGGUGAUGGUUUCUGCGGAAAGCUUUUUCUUGAUGAUUUCCUUCAGAGGCUGAUUUAAUCAGGGCCUGGAAAUGAGCCACGAUUCCCUAAGUCUAAGACGGUGCUGGAUGUUCUUCAAGAAGAUUGGAGGGACAGCAUGAAGCACGGAACAGGAAACAAGGCUUCAUGAGUUUACCAGUUACCCCUCAGGGAGGAUUUCAUGAGACGUGACCUCACACGAUGAAAGAGGAUAACAAGCCCAGCAAUAUCGCAUGUGCAUCGUUUGUGCCGCAUCGCUUCAAGGCCACACAGUGCGGCCGAUGCUUCAAGUCUCACGCCCAGCACAGGCAGUUCAUGAGAGGGAACAAGAACGGCCAUGCCCAAAUCAUGGACCUUCAUGCCAACCAUGUUGCCCGAGAUUCUUCAUCAGACGAGGACAGGCCGUCCAGUGCAAAGCUAGUGAUCAUGAACGGCAGGUACUCACUGCUGGCUGAUGAGAGUGGUGAGAUCUCAACUGACUACUAUGCUCCAGACUCGGUGAUGAACACGGAGGAGGUGGGGCAGCCGGUUGAUGGCAAGGACACAAGACCACGACGGCAGAUCCCAAGAAAGUCAGCUGCUUGCAGGACAAGAGAAGCUGGUCUGAAGCGAUCUUCGCGGGAAAGUGGUCUCAAGUUAAACAUUCCUGUUGAUCAAACCCCAUUGAACAAUCUUAGUCUUGUUUCAGAUGCCCAUGAAAACAAAGAAGGCAAUGGAUUUGAUUCAGUGUCGGACAAUGGAAUUGAAAAUUACAGAGGCUCUGAGUUGUUCAGGGUUGUCAAACACAGUGGGAACGGUAGGAUCAGUGAAGGUGAAAAAAUCCUAAAUACAAGGGACAGUGCUGGGAUACAAUAUCGCAAGGCUGCCCGGACAUCACGCAAGUCAUCAAUCACUAUCUCCAAAACUGCCAGGGAAUCAAACUCGGAUUCCAAAAAGCUUCAGGAGUUCCAAGAAGUUGCCCGGAACCUCCGUCACGUUGCCAAUCCAUAUCUGGAUCUUAACGAAUUGAAUGGAAAUCAUUGCCAGACUGUGAGCAGAAGUCUUUCCAUUUCGGACAGUGACACAAGUCCGCCAUUGAACAGACAGGACCUCGAAGAGAGACAAAGGACAAUUGAAGCAAAGACCAUAGAGGAAUUUGCCAAUACAGCAUUUCAGACUUUUUCGGGUCAUAGUAAGCAUGAUACUUUGCCACGAAACCUAGGCACAGUGGUUGCUAGACCAUCAAUUGUGAAUGGUAGCAGGCAUCAGAGACAAACAUCAGAUCCUGAGGUGUUCCUGCCUCUUGAGAAGGAAGAGAUGCAAGUAGUGUCAAUAUCCACCAAUGAAUCCCCCAGGUCUCGGGACCUUACAGCCAAGAAGCAAGUGGUAAGAAGCAGUAAGAUAAGCUCUGAGAUAUUCUUUGGUAUAAGUUCUUCGUCAGUCCCAAAGCAGAUAAGCUCAAGGCGAAAUGACAACUCCCAAGAAGACAUCAAGGCUUUUCUAGAUCACCCAGAGAAACCGGUGAUGAUUGUGGCAGCGGAUGGAAGCAUCUCUCAUUACCGAGGAUCAGUAGAGACAUCCCUUGAGAGCAACGACUCAAAAAACGAGCAGCAAGAAAAGAGGCUUUCCCCUUCUAGGCAUCUCGCGAAACCUUAUAAAGUUGUGGAUGUGCUGCAAAAACCGCCUGAGCAUCCACCAGACGUUGAAUUUCCUGCAUCCCCAAAACUCCCCCUUAGUCCCUCACCAAGGUAUAUGUCUUCUGACCACAGUACGCAGCAAAACUCGGAAGUUUUUGGAACCAAAGACCUGAAAUCUCCUCUUAGUGAAGCUGAUGGAGACAUCACACCACCCUUUCCUAUUCUCUUGUCUGAAACUGAAUCAGAAACGAGUCAGAAGUCUGACAAGAGGAGACACUCGAACUCUUCAAAUUACAAAGUCCCAAUUUUCAUCAGUCCUAAAAACUAUGACAAUGUGGGAACAGUUUUAUCGGACAUGGAGUCGGCCAAAAGCGAUCUUGCAAAGGACACUCCGGAAAUGAGUGGGGAAGAGAGUUACGGAUACUUGACCCCCCUACGUCCUAUAAUGGAGAUGAAACAGGUUGAUAAAGAAAUCCCACCUGUUCCACCUGUUAGGACCACUUCUGAUACUCAGCUGCAUUUGUCUGAAGUUGAGGAAAAGUCGAUGAAUCCAGAGAAGUAUAAGCAGAAGGUGCAGCCCAGGAAACCCCGAAGGUUCCAGGAGCAGAACUCCAACAACUCUCAGUCCAGCAACGAAUCUCGCUGGCGGUCCAAGACACACCCACUCGGUGAAGAGCCUUUGUAUGCAAAGGUAAAUGUUCAGGCCAAGAAACCCAGUUCCCCUGUGGCCAGAUCAAACACUGAUGUUGGAAAGUCUAAGCAGAAGCGUGUUGCCCCACAGCCUCCUAACGGGGACAUCCAAGAUGCCAUUUAUGUCUUGCCUGAUAGUCUCCCCCGUGGCCUUCCACCUCCCCCUCCAAACAAGGGAAUAAGGCGAUCUGGUGAGAUGGAUCUUUCUGAGGCUUCCCCUGUCAGGCCAGGGAAGCCCACAGCUCCUUCUCCACCAACUGAAGCUCAGUUUGGAUCAGUCUAUGAGGCCAUGGAUCGUAAAACAAGCCCCACUAAGACGGCUCAUAAUGAGACCGCUACUAGUCCAGUAAAAGUUACCUCUGGUAGUCGAGUUCAAAGUACGCCUAGACAAACUUCCCCUGUGACACAACGAAGAACUCAGUCUCCACAAGGUAGGCAACCACCAAUAACCAAGGGAAAAGUUCAAAGCCCUACUCAAAAGCGGAAAUCUGUCCCUGAAUCCAAAGGAAGAAAUUCCCCUCCCCAUUCCACGUCCCCUGUGGCCACCCUUCCACGUCCCCUGUCACCUCCUAUUCCCUGCACCCGCUUAGAGGUUGUGCAGUUACCCGAUAGCUCCCCGCACCCAAGUCCAAAUAACAAGGAGACUAAGUCUAAAAGGUCCAAGCUUCCAUGGAGACGGAGGAGGAAACGGGAUGAUCGAGGGAGCCCUGAGAGGGACUUUGAUGCCACCGUGGUUGAGAAAUGGCUUGAGAGUGUCCAUCAGUUAAGGUUAGAAGAAGAUGCCCAGAGGAACUCCAUGGAUCGGAUGGAUGUAAUCAACGCCUACCGGGGAGAAAGGACAGCUUUCAUCGAUCACUCUGACCUGCAGUCACCAAGUCUCAGCACCUCCCCUGAGCAAAAUGCUGAUGACUCAGACGGGUCAGGUGUCCGAAUGCGGGCCAACUCCUCUAACAAACGAAGAGCUCCUGAACCACCUGCAUCAGGCAGGCCAGCAAGUUGGAUGGCAGGCACUCUUGACUCUCCAAGUGGUUCCACAGAAGACUUCCUACCCCUGCGGAAGAGUUCUUCCUUGUCACCUCGAAGUAGGAGAAGAGCAAGUUACGGUGACACUAUGGUGCAGUACGAAAAUACAGGAGUACUUCGUCAGAGACAGAAAAGGCAUGCCCCUCCCAAGCCAGAACGUAGACGGCGCAACAUGACAACAGGCUUUGAGAAUUUACCAUCCAACAAAGAAUCAAACGUCAUACCACCUGGCUUUAUGAGACAAACUUCAUCAGACCCGGAUUUCACCAAGACGUAUGACCUGCUGCCAGGUGCUCAACCAAUCGUAUCGGCAGGAACGUCUCCUCUGAAAUCAGCGCUGAAAACCCCUCGCUCGUUUGAAACAAAGAAGGCGGAGGGUGACACUCAGGCUCAGCCCAAACGCCCUGUGAGGAUCAUUGCACCGCAGAAGAGCUCGGAGAAGGAGCCCUCGUUUGUGAACAUCUACAGCAAUAUAGAGAUCAAGCAGAGGGGACUGGGAACCUCUGAGGCUAAGAAGUCCGCCACUUCGGUGAUGUUCACUGUGGAUGCUGAAACACAGUGUGCAUGGACAGCACCAGUGGAGAAUGGAGAAGAGUCCAGUAACUCAGUGGGGGAUCCUGGCAUCUGCAAGGACAUUUCUGACAUCAACAGGAUGGCUCUAGCCAGGCUAGCCGUGGCAGCACCAGGGCAUGCUGGGAUCGAUGAGGCUGAUGUUGGCGUGAUGAGACCUUGGGAGGAACCCCAUCUACUUGAGGAUCAACCUUGCUGUACUGUACCAGGUGGAGCCUUCUACAGGAUUGCUCAUCCACAGCAAGAGAACGUGGUCUCCGCUGUGAUGAUCGGUACAGAUGCUACCAAAGCAUCUACCCUCCUUCAUGUUGCUCAGUGCAUCCAGAUGAUAUCAGCUCAUCCCAAUGUCUUAAAUAUCUGCCAUGCCUCAAUUGAACCAGUCCGGCAUCACAUGCUUAAGGCAACCGGCAACCAAUCAAAAGUUGGUCCGAAGGAGACGUCCAACGGCCAGAAUGGGGAGAGGGUUGAAACAGCCGUGGUCGUGACGGACAAGGCCCCAGUAACUCACAUUAGGAACUAUGUGAGCCACAACAGAGAGAUGCAUGAGUACCUCCCAGAGAAAUAUGAGCACGACGUCACUCUGCUGCUGCUUCAGGUACUCCAGGGACUCCAGCACCUGCAGAUGCACCGGGUAUGUCUGAGAAGUCUUAAACCAGACGACUUGCUGCUCGUCGAUUCAAGCCUGCCUGGUGGAGGAUCAUUACUUCAGAUCAAUCUCCUCAUGAGCCACCUCCAGCGAGAAUCACAGGGGGACAGUCCCGGGGACAUCUACGGAUCGCCUGAACAACUCGAGGAGAAGAUUGCAGAAUUUGACGUCGGGCUCCUGGUGUACGAGUUCCUCCACCGGACUAACCCAUUUGCCGUCAAGACAAGUUUGAUCACGCAGGAGUACAAACCGGCCCACUUGCCGCCCAUCCCAAUUAGAUCCAGGUACUCCCAGGGACUCGGCCGACUUGCCGGGGAGCUCCUGAGGAAAAAGUCCUCGGAUCGGCUGGGGACCAGUCAAGCCAUCAACAUGCUGCAGUGUUUGUUAUGGGGCCCACAGGCUGACCUCCUGCAGGGAACCAGCUCACAGGAGCGAGUGUUACAGGACUGGAUGGCCACUGAGCAAGCUAGGAAGGUUGCCAGUAUGUGUCAGUAUUGCAUUCCGGGUGCCAACAGUAACGAUACAGGGUAUUCCCUUACAGACCAACUACACUGUCAAUUUCUGAGUGACAUGUCUGUACAAAGUCUUUCAGAGAGUAUGAAACUUCUUUAUCAAUGAAUACUACCAGUUUACCAGUGAUAACAAUAAGUUCAAGGCAACCCCUUAUUUCAGUAAAAACUCCUUUUUUUAUAUAUUUUCAUAACUGACUAAAUGUUCUGUGAAAGCCGGCUUUCCAUCUGUACUUAUUAUAUUAUUUCAAAACAUGAACAAAUUCUUAAAAUACGAAAACAAGUGCCUCUCUUCUGUUAGACUCUUCCCCAGUGGUUUUCUUUUUAUUCUGUGUCAUUUGUAACUGAAGUGGAAGGCUGAAAUGUGAUUUUUUUUUUUUUAUUUUAAAUAAUUUUAUGGAACAGUAAUGAAAUCAGUAAGAUAAAGGCAAUGAAAUAUAUACAAAUUCAAGAUUAGUUUUUAACUGUACAUGUACUUAUUAUAAAAAGAAACUUGACGUGAGCACCAUUCAUCAAUUUAAAAUGGUGCUUGUACCUUAGACAGUUAUUUCAUGUUAGAUACACGUACGUAGCUAAGUUUUUGUACAAUAUCUCUUUGUUCAUUUCUGUUUUGCGUAGCUGCUGUGUUUUAUUAUGUGCAUAAGAUUGUUAGUAAUUAUCCAACUUGCCAGAUUUUUUUUUAAAGCCAUGUUUAUCUUUGCUAAAUAUUUUGCUGUGAGUGGAAUAGUUCUGUUUGUGCAAAAGUCACCUGAUCACAUGACCCUUGCGUCUUCUACAUGCAAUUUUAACUAAAAAUCAAAUUCAUUUGGACUUUGAUGAGAUGUGUGAAGUGUUGCGUCAACAGUGUUCACUCCGUGUCUUUGCCAAUUUUAAAUCACUCUUAACUAGCAUCCAAUUGUGACCUGGUUCAAAUUUCUUGAAGCUGCUGAACACAAGUUUUCUUAGCAUGGAAAAAUUAUACCACUCAAAAAAAGUUUAUAUUCUAAUUGAGUUGAGCAUUGUUAAGCGUGAUUUCUUGCUUUGUUGUAACUUAUCACAGCAGCUUUGUGCAGAAAAAAAAUAAAUGCAUACACAAAGUCAUGCAGUACAUGUAUUAUGCAUAAAUCGAAUGAUAAAAAAAAGUUAAAAACCUGGUUUGGAGAAGAAUGUUAUAAACAUAAAUAAUGCUUAAUCCCUCCUCAAUCCUCCAAAAUCCUCCUGCCGGUUUUGGAUGAUUUUAGAGGAUUGAGGAUGAAUGGCAAAGAUGUAACUCUUUUUUGUGGAGGAUGCAUUAUGUUGAGCCAGUAGGCCAUAUCCUGCAUUGGUUAUGUUCAGCCAUGCAUAAAUCAGCCCUGUGUUUUUCUCGUAUUUACUCUGCACUGCUUCUAAACGCCAUUCGCACUGCCUCAAACCAUAGCCGUAAUUGGCAUAGGAUUUUGGAGGAUUGAGGCAGUGGUCACCCUCCACAGACUAAAUUCAAGAAAAUAAUGGAUGAUUUUGGAGGAUUGAGGCUGAAUCUAAUUUUUUAUUGGUGGCAAUCGCAGGAUUUUGCAGGAUUGAGGUUGCAUCCUAGCCAGAGGGCCUAGGUGGUUAGAGUUAAUUUCACUGGGUAUAUAAAAUUAGAUUCUCCACAUUUGUUGCUGGUUCCAACAAGUGAUCCUAAACAGUACUUAAAUGUACCAUGUACAUGUAUGUAUGAACGUUUUAUAUGAUCAUUUUCAAAGUCAUAGUGGUUAUUUGAUUUUAGCCUAUUUGUAGUGAAUGCAACAACUGUAAUGUUUCGGUUAUUAGACUCUGUACUGAAAAUGUGUGAAACCACUUUGUUCUUGAUAAAAAUUGUGACGUGGUAUGUCAAAACCAGGCAGAAUCAGGUAGAGCUACGAAUGAAGAAACGGCUGCAAAAUGACAGGUCAUUUUCAGAUUUUUUUACAUUCGUGAUGAUGCUGAUUAAAACAUUUUAUGUAAGUUUCAAACUGACAUUUCAUGGACAAAUUAUUUUUGGACACAAAAUGACACUUUGUUCAAGAUUUUGUUCUGAAAUGACUAAAAAUGCACGUAACAUUUCAGACAGUCCGAUUUCAAAAUUUAAUAACUUCGUUUUAGAAUAUCCAGUUUCAAAAACCAAAGCAGCUUUUGAAAGAACAAGGUGUAUAUUUACUAAUAUUGCAUUAACUCAAAAUGACUUCUUGCUCAAAAGUGCCCGAGUUUGACAUACCACGUCACAAAAUUUAUGUCUGAAGCAUUGAAAAUUAGGAUUACACAUUUAAAGCAAAUGCCGCCGUGUUGGCCAUAAAAAUGCC